UAUAUAGACCACCACAACAAGUGGUACAACUGGUACAAGAUGUGAAUCCAUCAUUUUCAGCUGGUUCCUUAUUGCAUACUUUGCAUUUUUAUAUAAAAAUCUAACAUUUUAAAAUUUAAAAAGUUACGUAAAAUAAAUCAUACAAGAACUUUGUUUGAUAUGCAUACUGGACAAUCACUUUCACUCAUCAUUUUGUAUAUUUAUUUGCGGUUUUGAGGUUGUUAACAAAGUGCUAGUAAAUAGUAAAUUUCUGAAAUCAUGAGUAUGAAACUUAGCAAUUGGCCGACAUCACUCCCAUCAACGUUACUCAGGUGGCAAAUUGGCAUUCCGCUUCAUCGACAUGAAAUGGAUGAAAGUCCAAGGAUGACCACCAACAUUAUCCGACAGCUUUUAAAAUCCCGAUCGAAUUCUAGUCAGACUGGGAUCGAGACCGCAAUGGUGUACGACCCGGAAGUUCACCGCAGGAAGAGGAGAAAGCUGGAUAAUUCCGGUUCCACCACCAUCACCCCACACAAAUGGUCAUGCAUCUUCUCGCAACAUCUUAUCGAUUAUGAAUUUCUCAAUCAAUACAUCAUCGUGCAAGGUCGAGAGCAGUCGCAUUUCUUUACUCCUUCCAAAUCAAUUCAUACUCUGCCCACGCUGCACUUCUCCGUCCCAUCCUGGCGCAGUUAUGACGUCUGGCAUAUUAAACCGAAUAUGCCGCUGAUGACAGUGGGAGGAGUUUUGGUCAAAAUUCCAAAUACUUUAAUUCUGCUGGGAGAAAACGGGAGGGAGUUGUUCUUGUAUGGGAUGGAAAUUGGGAAAAAGUUGGAUGAGGAAUCAAUGGAAGAAGAGUAUGAUGACGUUAUUGUACACGAAGGGGAAGAUUUGAUAUACGUGGGGUCAUCAGAGAAGCAGUAUUUGGUCUUCAAGUACCCCCCACUCCAAGUCAUGCACAGGGUCGUCAUUCCCAGCAAUGUUUGGAUCGGGCUGAGAGGAUUCGAACGUCUUGGUGGAAUUGCGCUAGCGUCGAAAAAGAAUAACGUUGAGGUGUUUGAUUAUGAGGAGCUGAUCGCAAUUAAUCGAGAUGAGAGUACAGGUCGGGACAUUGUUUUGAAGAAGCAACCUGAACCCUUGGUUUCUUUGAAGACCCGAAAUGGUUAUCUUGUUUUCCUUGCGGGGUCAUUCCCUCCAAAGGUUGUGGUUGAGAGGAGAAGGGGUUUAGAAGCGAUUUACAGUCUGGAAAAUGAAAAAACUCCAAUUUUCUAUGUUAUAUCUGAUCUGCAGUGGUCAGACGGCGACAAAGGAAUGAUACAAUGUUUUGAUGAACAGAGACAAAUCAUUUUCGUGUUUCGACAACAAGUGGGAUUUGACGUUUUAGGUUUUAAUGAAGAAGAAGGAAUAUACAAGAAUAUUUUUAAGAGUAAGGAUUUGCUAAAGAAGUGCGAUAUGGCAAAAUUGAGGAGAAUUUGUGGUGGCGUUAACGAAGCAGCGUCGUCCAAUGCAUCAAGAAGAAAUAGGGAUGGACUUCGUUCCAGGAAGGAUAAACCAGUCAAUGACAACUUGGAAGAAUCUUUGAAACAGUGGGGAGUUGGUUAUGAUGAAACCUUUGAUUUGCUAGCGGUCUGUUUAUUCUGUGAAAGUUUGCUGUGGACCUUUAUCUUGGACAGUGAUACUUUAAAAAUGGAUGUUUUUCGGGCAUUAAAUCCUGUCCAGAUUUCUGUCCCUCGUGUACCUGCGAAACGCUUGGGCUGCUCUUCUAUCAAUGUUCAUUUUUACGAGUGGUUCAUUUCUGUAAAGCUUGACUUGUACAAUAUUGACUCGUUCGUUAAGUAUGAGCAAGUUUAUACAUGCAAUCUAUUUGGGGAGGAAACGAGUACAACAUAGUCAAUUCUCAUAAACAUGUAUUUGGAAUUUAUUUGUGCGUGUAUUUUUUAUAUGUAUUUUGUUCAUGAACGAUUUUAAAAAUAAAUUGCGUGUCCCGGUAUUUAAAA
Folsomia candida is the source of this 1973-nucleotide messenger RNA. RefSeq lists its product as uncharacterized. NCBI's taxonomy places the organism in Eukaryota, Metazoa, Arthropoda, Collembola, Entomobryomorpha, Isotomidae. The coding region runs from base 259 to 1866 and encodes 535 amino acids. The transcript is spliced from 5 exons. The record is from RefSeq and is a predicted model, not a curated record.